Arabidopsis thaliana (thale cress) is the source of this 801-nucleotide messenger RNA. Its product is annotated as B-cell receptor-associated 31-like protein. The record is from RefSeq and is marked reviewed. Gene Ontology annotation, biological process: endoplasmic reticulum to Golgi vesicle-mediated transport; intracellular protein transport. The transcript has 4 exons. Gene Ontology annotation, cellular component: endoplasmic reticulum membrane; endoplasmic reticulum; membrane. Lineage: Eukaryota; Viridiplantae; Streptophyta; Magnoliopsida; Brassicales; Brassicaceae. The coding region runs from base 205 to 594 and encodes 129 amino acids.
GCACAAUAAAACCGGUAUAUGGAGAUAUUGGGCCGGAGGUGAGAGCCCAUUAAGUAAGAAAAUAACUUAAUUAGUAAGAUAAAGAAAAAAUGGUUAAGCAUAGGCACGUGUUCCACGCACACGGUUCGUCUAUUAUUAUUCUUCGUCUACUUCACACGGAAUAGAGAUAGAGAGAGAGAGAGAUCCAGAAAAAGACGAACAACAAUGGCGUUGCAAUGGCUGAUUCUAUCGUAUGUGGUGGCCGUCGAAGUAGUAAUCACCCUCGUGUUGACUCUCCCUUACCCUAUGCUUCUUAAGAAACGUGUAGUUCAGCUUGUCUCAUUGAUUCUCCAACCUGCUGCUUCCAUCGUCGCCUUCGCCGGAUUUCAGCUCCUCGAUAUUUACUGGAAGGCUGAGCAUAGACUAUCUUGUUCAUCUGAGGUUUGCACUGCUACAGAACGUGAUCGCUACGAGAAAUCUAUCUACAAGGCUCAGAGGAACGUGGUUCUAUGCGCUGCAGGAAUUCUACUCUACUGGUGCAUCUACCGCAUCUGCAAAUACAACAAAGACCUGGAGCGCUUGGAGGCAACGGAGAAGAGAUUCAAGGAAGAGUAAUAAUCUUCACGAGUAUAGGGAGUUGGUUCCUCAAAACCAUUAUAUAAGUAAAGCUUUUUUUUAUUGCAUUUUUACGUUCUAAUAUUAUUGGACCUGAAUGAAACUAAGAGUAUCGUGAACAGCCUUUGCACACUAUAUGUGUAUAUCAUCAGUGUCCAUUUCUUUGAUCAUAUUUCAAGAACAACCUUAAUUUUUCAUGUCCAGAAU